UGAUCAAUAUAAUACAUACAGAUCCAGCUUCCAACACAACUGUACAAGUAAAACUCAAAGUACACAACACAACUCCAACUCAACUCCAUCCAGAUUUGCCCGAGAUCGGACCAUCUCCACCGUCCGAUCUCGCCGGAUUUUCAUUACUCUCUACUCAGGUAAUUGCUAUUGAAUAAAGUCUAUUACCUCUGAUUUAGGAAUGGGUACGGAGAUUCAAAACUGGCGUUUGGAAUUGGAUUAUGACCAGUGGAUAGCACUCCCCGUGUCUGGUCCAAGGCCAUCAGCUCGAUACAAGCAUGCUGCAGCUGUGGUUGGUGAAAAGUUGUACAUAGUUGGUGGAAGUCGCAAUGGUCGGUAUUUAUCUGAUUUUCAGGUCUUUGAUCUCAAUAACUUGACCUGGUCUUCAAUAAAAUUGAACGUGGAUCCAAAUUCUAAAACUGUUGAGAACAGUACUCCAGAAAUAGCAUUUCCAGCCAUUUCCAGUCACAACAUGAUUAAGUGGGAAAACCAACUGAUUAUUGUGGGUGGUCAAACAAAGAACAUAUCUGAUAGAGUAACAGUGAGAUUUAUCAACCUUGAGUCACAUCUGUGCGGUGUGGUAGAGACGACAGGAAACAUUCCGAUAGCUCGCAGUGGACAAUCUGUGUCAUUGUUUGGCUCCAAAUUGAUAAUGUUUGGGGGAGAGGACAAGAGCAGAAGGCUGCUGAAUGACGUACAUGUUCUUGAUCUGGAAACAAUGUCUUGGAGUGACUUAGAAACAACGCAAACAACUCCAGCUCCCAGAUUUGAUCACACAGCUGCAGUACAUGCAGGACGUUACCUUUUAAUUUUCGGGGGCUGUUCUCAUUCAGUUUUUUUUGGUGAUCUGCAUGUAUUAGACUUGGAGACUAUGGAAUGGUCCCAACCAGAAGUUCAGGGUGAAAUAGUGGCUCCUAGAGCGGGUCAUGCUGGUGUAACAGUCGAUGAUAACUGGUAUAUAGUUGGCGGUGGUGAUAACAGAUCUGGUGCUCAAGAGACGCUUGCACUCAAUAUGUCGAAGCUUGUUAUUUCAAUUUUAACCAGUGUAAAAGGAAGAGAUCCACUGGCUAGUGAGGGACUGAGCGUAUCGUCUUCAAUUAUACAUGGCGAGAAGUUUUUGGUUGCUUUUGGUGGCUACAAUGGAAAAUAUAACAAUGAGGUAUAUGUCAUGCGACCCAAACCAAACGACUCUGCCCAUGCCAAGAUAUUUAAGUCACCAGCAGCUGCUGCUGCAGCAGCCUCGGUUACAGCUGCAUAUGCUCUAACCACAUCUGAGGUGGCUAUUACUGAUACAAGGGGUCCAAAUAUUGAGGUGGAUCUUUCAGUUGAAAUCAGUACAGUUAAAGAAAAUAAGAAACUGUUGGAAUCUUCUCUUUCGGAUAUACAGGCAGAGAAUUCUGCACUCCAAGCUAAGCUUGAUGAUACAAAUAGUACUCAUGUCGAGUUGUCCAAGGAACUUCAAUCUGUACAAGGUCAGCUGGUAGCCGAGAGAUCCAGAUGUGCUAAACUCGAGGCACAAAUCGCGGAGCUACAGAAGAUGCUUGUGUCAUUGCAAUCUAUAGAGGAGGAGGUUCAAGAGAUCCGAAGACAAAAAGCAGAGUUUGAUCGUGAUAUAGAGGUCGCUUCGGCUGAUCAGAGACAAAGUUCAGGUGGAGUUUGGAGGUGGGUGGCUGGUUAAAUUUAUCGCUAAAAACUGAGCUGGUCACUCUGCAGACAAAAUCUUUCAGCUGAUGCCGCUGUUUUGCGAGUAAAAGGAAUGCAAUUUUUGUCAGGCAGAUAUAAGAAAUGAUAGUCACUUAUAAUUUUACUUUAAUUAUGAUAAUUAAAAUAUGAUGCGGGCUACACUUUUUACUUCCGGCUUUUUAUUUAUAUUGACAUUUAUUCUUUUGCAUAGAGGUUCUGAAGUUUCCAUGUCAUACUGUCAUAGAAAUUAGUUUUUGUCUGUUGCAACAUUAAUUAAGUUUCUAUAGUUUAAAUUGUUAUAUGUUAAACAUUGAGUCGUUGAAUAUUGGUCUGAACAGACUUGUAUAUUGUCGUCGUGGCAUAAUUAUUAUACCUUCAUGCU
This is a messenger RNA of Daucus carota subsp. sativus, 2083 nucleotides long. RefSeq names its product acyl-CoA-binding domain-containing protein 4. The record is from RefSeq and is a predicted model, not a curated record. Gene Ontology annotation, molecular function: protein binding. Lineage: Eukaryota; Viridiplantae; Streptophyta; Magnoliopsida; Apiales; Apiaceae. The transcript has 14 exons. Bases 200 to 1696 code for a protein of 498 amino acids.